AUGACGGCAGACGAAAAGCAAACGCGCCGCCGGGCCGCUACCGAACAGAGCUCCGAGACGACGCCCCUGCUCAACGGCAGUAGCACCAGCAAUGGCACCGCCGCCGCCGCCAACGACGAGGAGACCACCGUCGUCGCCGACACUGUCUCCGGCGGCCGCCUGGCCCUCAUCCUGGGCACCUCCUACUUUGGCGUCUUCCUCGGCGCCAUCGACAGCACAAUCAUCGCCACCCUGUCAGGUCCCAUCUCGAGCGAGUUCAAGUCCCUGAGCCUGAUGAGCUGGCUCGCCACGGCCUACCUAAUCUCCAACGCCGCCUGCCAGCCCAUCUCGGGCAGGCUGACCGACAUCUUUGGCCGCGGUCCCGGUCUCGUCUUCAGCAACCUCUUCUUCGCCGCUGGCAACCUCAUCUGCGGCCUCGCGCGGACCGAAUCUGUCAUGAUCUUCGGCCGCGUUGUCGCCGGCGUCGGCGGCGGCGGCCUCAUGUCCAUCUCCACCUUUCUCGGCUCCGAUCUCAUUCCCUUACGGCAGAGGGGCGUCUACCAGGGCAUCGGCAACAUCGCCUACGGCUCCGGCGCCAUGCUCGGCGGCGUAUUCGGCGGGCUCAUCAACGACCACACAGCCAUGGGCUGGCGACUCGCGUUCCUCGUGCAGGUGCCGCCCGUCCUCGUCUCCGCCGUCCUCGUCGCCGUCCUCGUCAAAGUGCCGCCAAAGGCCUCGGACAAGUCCUACCUGGCGCGCAUAGACUUCUUUGGCGUCUUUUUGACAAUUUCCUUCCUCGUGCUCCUCCUUCUCGGCCUCAAUGCCGGCGGGAACCUCGUGCCCUGGAUCCACCCCCUCCCGCUCACGACGAUCCCCCUCUCCGUCGUGGCCUUUGUCGGCUUCAUCAUCUGGGAGAGCAGGGUCAAGCAGCCCAUCAUCCCCGUCCGCUUGCUCGCUAACCGGACCAUCCUCGCCGCCUGCCUGACCAACCUGCUGUGCACCAUGGUCAUGAUGAUGGCCAUAUUUUACGUGCCGCUGUACCUCCAGGUCAACGGACUCUCGGCCACGCAAGCAGGCCUUCGGAUCUUGACGUCGCCCCUGGGAGUCUCCAUCAUGUCCGUUGGUGCCGGCUACAUCAUGAAGAAGACCGGGAAAUACGUGAUCCCGGGCAUUAGCGCCCUGGUUCUCUUCAAUAUCGGCAUCGUCAUCCUCACGCAAUUCAACGAGAACACGCCGGCUUGGGUCAAUUACGUUGUCUUCUUCCUGGUGGGCGGAGGCUACGGGGCCAUGCUGACCAUUACGUUACUCGGCUGCAUCGCUGCCGUCGACCAUUCGCAGCAAGCGGUCAUAACGUCAGCAACAUACCUGGCCCGCAGUCUUGGGGGCACCAUUGGCAUCACCAUCGGGUCCGCCGUGUAUCAGAACGUUCUAAGGGUCAAGCUGUGGGAUCGAUUUGGCGAUUACCCGAACGCUGCCGAGAUCAUUGGCCGGAUCAGGGACGAUCUCGACGAGCUGAAGAACCUCCCCCCUGGAUGGAAGCCGGGCGUGAUAGACUCCUUCAGGGAGGCGUUUGGCAGCGUGUGGUACACUAUGCUCGGACUAUCGAUUCUUGCCCUCGUCUUUAUUUCCUUGAUGAGACAACAUGUUCUUCACUCGACCUUGGAAAGAAGAUGA
Molecule: messenger RNA, 1653 nt
Organism: Colletotrichum orchidophilum
Lineage: Eukaryota; Fungi; Ascomycota; Sordariomycetes; Glomerellales; Glomerellaceae
Product: major facilitator superfamily transporter
Exons: 2
Coding region: 1-1653 (550 amino acids)
Biological process (GO): transmembrane transport; basic amino acid transport
Cellular component (GO): fungal-type vacuole membrane
Molecular function (GO): basic amino acid transmembrane transporter activity
Source: RefSeq, a predicted model, not a curated record